Messenger RNA from Papaver somniferum (opium poppy), 2364 nucleotides. RefSeq names its product pentatricopeptide repeat-containing protein At3g46790, chloroplastic-like. Lineage: Eukaryota; Viridiplantae; Streptophyta; Magnoliopsida; Ranunculales; Papaveraceae. Gene Ontology annotation, molecular function: zinc ion binding; protein binding; RNA binding. The record is from RefSeq and is a predicted model, not a curated record. The coding region runs from base 136 to 2106 and encodes 656 amino acids. The transcript has a single exon. Gene Ontology annotation, biological process: RNA modification.
ACCACAAUUAUCAAUAAUCCAGAGCCUCUCGCUCGCUAUACACCGUAUAAAUUCGCUCGCUCAUUCACCCACUCUCCAUAUCCUACUAAAGUCAUUUCAGUGUUGCAAACAUCUGUGGAAAGAAAAUAAAAUCCCAUGUGGGCGUUUCAGACCCCAGUACCGUCAUUACUCCAACCUCAUUUCCCACAGAAACACUCGUUCAAAACCUCUGCUUCUUUCAACCAACUUUCCAUCACAAAUUCUCUUGAAACCAAAUCCAAAUCAAUUUCUAAUAACAGUAGCAACCACUUAAUUCAAUCUCUGUGUAGAAAAGGAAAUCUUGAAAAAGCUCUUCAAGUUCUUCCCAAUGAAUCAAAUCCUACUCAACUUACUUAUGAACUCUUAAUUCUCUCCUGUAUCACUCAAAAUUCUUACGAACAUGGUUUGUUGGUACAUAAUCAUCUAAUUAACAAUGGGUUUGAUCAAGAUUGUUACCUUGCCACUAAACUUAUUAACAUGUACUCAGAAUUCAACUCUAUGGAUAAUGCUCGUUAUGUGUUUGAUAAACUUCCUAAGAGAACGAUUUUUGUUUGGAACGCGUUUAUUAGGGCGUUGGCGUUAUCUGGUUAUGGUGAAGAAGCUUUAGAGAUUUAUACUCAGAUGAAUGAUAGUGGAAUUCCUUCUGAUCGUUUUACUUAUCCUUAUAUACUUAAGGCUUGCCUUAGUCCAUUGAAUUCGAAUUCGCUACUUAGGCAAGGAAAAGAAAUUCAUGGUCAUAUUUUAAGACACGGGUUUGAAUCAUAUAUUCAUGUUAGUACUACUUUAGUUGACAUGUAUGCCAAGUACGGUUGCGUUUCAAAUGCACUUAAUGUGUUUGAUUUCAUGGUCGAAAGAAACGUUGUUUCUUGGAGUGCGAUGAUUGCUUGUUAUGCUAAAAAUGGAAGGCCCUUUGAAGCACUGAAGUUAUUUCAAGAAAUGAUGGCUGGGUAUCCUGAUUGUGUUCCAAAUUCAGUUACCAUGGUUAGUGUUAUUCAAGCCUGUGCAUCUUUAACUGCUCUAGGACAAGGGAAGCUGAUGCACGGUUUUGUUCUUAGAAGGGGUCUUGAUUCGAUUUUACCGGUGAUCAACAGUCUAGUAACAAUGUAUGCAAAGUGUGGCUGUUUAAAGAUUGGCCGUCGGGUUUUUGAUAGGAUGGAUAAGCGGGAUGUUGUUUCUUGGAAUUCCAUGAUAUCUGCUUAUGGAAUUCAUGGUUUUGGUGAGGAAGCAAUUGGGGUUUUCAUUGAUAUGAUUGACAGUGGAGUUUCACCAAACAAAAUUUCAUUUGUAAGUGUAUUAGGAGCUUGCUGUCAUGUCGGGCUUGUAGAUGAAGGAAAGAAACUGUUUCAUUCUAUGCGUCAAUACAAGAUUUUUCCUAGUGCAGAACAUUACGCUUGUAUGGUUGAUCUACUAGGCCGUGCUGGUCGGUUAGAAGAAGCAGCAAAAGUGGUGGAAGAUAUGCGGAUUGAACCAGGGCCAACUGUUUGGGGUUCCCUUCUUGGUGCAUGCAGAAUCCACUGUAACACUGAGCUUGCUGAGACAGCUUGCCAUCGUCUUUUCGAGCUUGAGCCCAUGAAUGCGGGGAAUUAUGUGCUUUUGGCGGGUAUCUACGCAGAAGCUAUGAUGUGGGAGGAGGUGAAUAGGGUGCGCAAGCUUCUCGAAGCUAGGGGAUUAGAGAAACUUCCUGGCUGCAGCUGGAUUGAAGUGAAGAAGAAGAUGUACUCAUUUACAUCCGUUGAUGAGUUUAACCCACAAAUAGAACAGCUCCAUGCCUUUUUAGCUCAGUUGUCUAUGGAGAUGAAAGAAACAGGAUAUGUUCCUGAUACGAAGGUCGUCCUAUAUGAUCUUGAAGAGUUUGAGAAAGAACAAAUCUUAUUAGGUCACAGCGAAAAACUCGCACUGGCUUUUGGACUCAUCAAUUGCAGCAAAGGUGAAACAAUUAGGAUCUCCAAGAACCUUAGACUGUGUGAAGACUGCCAUUCUGUUACGAAAUUCAUUUCCAAGUUCGCAAAUAGAGAGAUUCUUGUUAGAGACGUGAACAGAUUUCACCAUUUCAGAGAUGGGGUAUGCUCUUGUGGUGACUACUGGUGAGGUUGGUCAUUGGAUCUGGGAGAGACAUGUGUGAAGGUGUACAGUUAUUAAUGCUUCACAGAGAGCUCGAAAUGAAAUGAACUGAAGAAACGUAACACUGUACGUAUAACCUUUCGACUCAGUUUUUUCAGUUACUUUUGAACAGAGAAAAAAUUAUAACUCGGUUACAUGGAACUGAUGUACCAGCUGGUAAAAUUUCCAUACACCAGCACCACCAUUAAUUUUUGCAUAUUUAAAGGCUAAAUCCAUUCCAGUCUG